AUGAAAACCUUCACCACUGCUAUCCUCUGCGCCAUGCUGGCAUCAAUGGCCGCUGCCAACUUCUGCGGUCUCAAGUACAAUGGAUCUUGGAAGACUUGCCAGGGCGGCUGCGCCGUCGACAUCUUGAACGAGCCCAAGUGUAUCGGCCCAGGAGGCGGCGACCUCGGCGACCUCGGCUCCAACUGUGGAGUGCUCAAAUCUCGAGCCUCGACCUCAACUAUCAAGGAGUGCGACCCGGGCAAGGGCUGCGGCUUCCUUGGCAGCAAGGGAGACAACGGCUGCCACUAG
Messenger RNA from Microstroma glucosiphilum, 288 nucleotides. RefSeq lists its product as hypothetical. The record is from RefSeq and is a predicted model, not a curated record. The coding region runs from base 1 to 288 and encodes 95 amino acids. The transcript has 4 exons. NCBI's taxonomy places the organism in Eukaryota, Fungi, Basidiomycota, Exobasidiomycetes, Microstromatales, Microstromataceae.